AUGAAGAAGGUAUCAGCUGGGCCGCCUCGGCCAAGCGCCCCGACUGUGGUCGCCCCCAGGGUACCGGCCCCUUCCCUCGCCAGACCAGCGGCCGUGGCCUCUACCGCGGCCCCAUCAUCAACCGUGGCCCCAGCUCCAAGGGCGACGCCUGUGGUGGGGGGUCGCAAGACGCUAGCGCAUAGGACCGUGCCGGCCUCCCCAACCUCUCGACCAUCCACUGCUGCUGCCUCGGGUCGCAAAAGGAGCCGAGAGGCGUCGGGUACUGAGGUCGCACCGGCCCAGAGUGCCGCGGCCGAGAUGGCGGCCGUGCAACGGCCGAGGAAGAGGACCCUCUUUACCUCCCCGGAGGGCAGAAGUGAAGAGGAGGCUCCCUCUGUGACUGUGAGUGAGGCCCCCCCUGCGAUCGACGUGGUAAUAGUCGAGGAGGAGACUACGGUCGAGGUGCCGUCCACAACGGAAACGGCUGAUGUCCACACGGUGGUCGAGGAAGUGGGAGCCGCAGGGGCAACGGUUGAGGAGGCGGCCGCUGCCGACAAAGGGGCUGAGGCGCAAGAUGCUGAGAUGGCGCCCGCAGAGGUGCCGUCCGCCGAGGAGGCUGCAGAGGGGGCGACCGAAGAGAUCGCCGAGGAAGUCGCCGAAGAGGCCGCAGAGGGAUCUACCGAAGCCGUCCACAACGGAAACGGCUGA
Molecule: messenger RNA, 687 nt
Organism: Prunus avium (sweet cherry)
Lineage: Eukaryota; Viridiplantae; Streptophyta; Magnoliopsida; Rosales; Rosaceae
Source: RefSeq, a predicted model, not a curated record